Molecule: messenger RNA, 7163 nt
Organism: Nymphaea colorata (pocket water lily)
Lineage: Eukaryota; Viridiplantae; Streptophyta; Magnoliopsida; Nymphaeales; Nymphaeaceae
Exons: 7
Coding region: 414-6632 (2072 amino acids)
Biological process (GO): positive regulation of transcription by RNA polymerase II
Cellular component (GO): nucleus
Molecular function (GO): ATP hydrolysis activity; histone binding; ATP binding
Source: RefSeq, a predicted model, not a curated record
CGGAGGGGGAAGGACGCCAUGACCAAACCUAAACCUGAAGGCACUUUCUUCUUUCGUUCUUCGGAUAUCCACUUCGUCUUCUUCCUCUUAGCUCUCCUUCCGUUCCCCUAAUCCCUCCUCUUAUCCUCUCCCCAAUUUAUCUCUUUCUCGCAGUUUCACACUAUUGGAAAUACCAAAUACACAGAGACGUUCAUCCAAUGGCUUCGGCAUCUCCAGUUGAUUAUGCAAUCCUAAAACGUUCUCGAAAAUCACAAGGUUCAUAAGAAGAACUUACAAGGUUUGCGCGUUCCUUUUGUCCUGUUUUUGUUCAAGAUUAGGGCGUGGAUUUGAUGUUGCUUGUUUCUGGCUGAACCUACGGAUAAUUUCCGGUUCGAUUCUGUCGUAGAUUGUUGGCGUUACUUCUUGUAUACGCGAUGCGUUUAUCGCAGAGGAGGAAGCAUCAGCUUCCUCGGCCGUGCGCCUGUGAAUGCGAUCGAUGGACACCUACCAAGAAGCGUAAGAAACUUUUUGACAUCCAUUCUGAUUCUCCGCCUAGUAGAAGUACCAAUAGUUCCAAGCCUGACGAGGGUGUGCCUUCCGGGGAAAAUGGGGACGAUGGCGGUCCAUCGAACGAAUACGGUCUCCGUAGGAGCUCCCGCAUUCGUAAGGCCGUUAACCGGGAUCCUCCUUCGUCCCACAGCUCAAGAAUCGGCAAAGGAGGUAGGACGAAUGGUUCAUUUAGCAAAAGCCCGAUUGGUUUGGGUGACAGAAUGCGAAAAAAGAGGCUGAGAUCGCCGUCUCUCAUCGUCGACGCAGAUGCUUCUAUUGAUUGGGAUGUCAGGCUGCGGUCCAGGCAUAAGCGACCUGUGAUCGAGGAGGAAAAGGGGAGUCCUAUAACUGGGAGCAAGGGAAGACCGAGACAGAGUAAAAGGAAACUGCUGCGGGAUAUUGAUGAAUGUAUCUUGAGACUGGAUGAGACGAAGAACAAUGGUUCUUUGGUAGAGGAAUCGACCAGGGGGAUGACUGAUCGAUUUUCUGUGGCUGACAAGGUUGGCAGGGGGGAAAGUGAGUCUGAUGAGUCGACUAGUUCCCAUGACAGCAGUGGACAGAGUAUGGAUCUUGAUGGGGGGAGAUCCUCUGGUGUGAACAAUUACGUAGAUGGCAAUGACUCCUGUUCUCAUGAAUCAUCGGAUGAUGAAUCUAGCGACACUUGUAUAGCACAUGGUCGACGUUCUCUCAGAAUUUUUAGUAAGAAAAAAAUAGAGUCUAGAGGAAAAAAGAAUAGCAUAGUUGAUGAUGAGCGCAACAAGUUCAUUGGAAGAAGUGAUGACAGUGGAAGUAGAAAUAAAAUGCCUAAAACAAUGGUUUCGAGACAAGAUAGUCAUGUUGAUAUUGACAAGAAGAGUGAUUUGAAUGAAUUGAGAACACAAAAAGCUGGUGGUCCUACUGCAGUAGUUGUAGUAACGCAUGAUGAAGACAAUGGAGCAGUCAAAUUACAGCGUGAUCAAAUUGAUGAAAGCAAUACAGGAAUUAUCGUUCAAAUUGGAGAGAAGAACCGGUCUGUAGUGAAUGGUGACAUUUGCGCGGACAACACUGGAUGGCAAGAUGUAAGUAGAGGAGAACACACUGAAAUGGUGCAUGAUGGUACAGAAAAUCAGAAUGUUGAGAAAUCUGACAUGAUAUCCCACCUUACUGAUCUGGAAAACAGUUCUGCAGUCAAUGAUUCAGUUCAUAUUUCUCAAGCAGAUCUCCAUUAUGAUGCAUCUGUUAAGAAUUUUGCAGCUAGACGUUCCACAGAUGCAAAACAGCCACUUGCCUUUAAUGAUACAGAGAUGCAUCCUCCAAUAGAUUUACAUAACCGUCCUGAUGCUUCACAUGGAUCAGUGUAUCAACAUGAUCAGGUAGACAUUGUUCAUGGGGUAAAAGAGCAAGUAAAAGCACUACCACUAGAUGCUGAUGCUCAAGUUGAUGAGCAUAAUGUGCCAUCUCCCAGGGCCCGUCAUUCUGGAGGCUCGGCCAUAGCUGAAAAUGAGGGAGAAAUCAAUUUUGUUGACACUCAAAAGAUUGUUUUAUCAGGUAUACCUGGUGGGGAUCCAGUUAAGGACACAAUUGAGGACAACUCAAGAAAUGUUGCUUCAGGAACUAGUGCUGCAAAUGAUUUAGUUGAAGAGGACAAAAUGGAUGUCAAUAAAUUGCCAAGCGAUAACCUUGAAAAGAAUGAUUGGGUGGAAGGCCGAAGAUGUGGGUUAUGUGGCUGUGGUGUUGAUGGGAAACCUCCAAAGAAAUGGUCUCAUGAAUGUAAUGGGAGCGAUAUUGAGGCAUAUAAUUUAUCAGCUUCAGAAGAGCCUAACUAUGACAUAUGGGAUGGAUUUGGUGAUGAACCUGGUUGGCUUGGGAGACUUUUGGGCCCCAUACAUGACCGCUUUGGCAUUGCUGGUGUCUGGGUCCAUCAACAUUGUGCUGUUUGGAGCCCCGAGGUUUAUUUUUCUGGUGUGGGGUGUCUGAAAAAUGUCAGAGCAGCACUUUGCAGAGGAAGAGCAUUGAAGUGUAGCCGAUGUGGGAGGCCAGGAGCGACCAUUGGAUGUCGAGUCGACCGGUGCCCUAGAACCUAUCACCUGCCCUGUGGACGAGCAGAUGGUUGUGUCUUUGACCAUCGUAAAUUCCUUAUAGCAUGUACAGAUCAUCGCCAUCUCUUUCAGCCUCUAGGUAACCAGUACUUCCAAAGGAUAAACAAACUGAAAGUAAGAAAGAUCAAGGCAGAUACGAGGAAGAAGUCAGCAGAUGCUCGGCGUAAGGACCUGGAGGCAGAGGAGAAAUGGCUUGAGAACUGUGGCGAGGAUGAAGAGUUUCUGAAGCGUGAAGGCAAGAGACUCCAUCGAGAUAUUUCAAGAAUUUUACCGAUAUACAUUGGAGGUUCUGGUGGUGAAAGUCUAUUUGAGGGCUGGGAAUCUGUAGCAGGGCUUGAAGAUGUUGUGCAGUGCCUGAAAGAGGUUGUCAUAUUGCCUCUUCUAUAUCCUGAAUAUUUUAGUAACCUUGGGCUUACACCUCCCAGGGGAGUCCUUUUGCAUGGAUAUCCUGGGACAGGUAAGACACUUGUUGUGCGUGCGCUAGUAGGGGCUUGCUCUCGUGGGGAGAGAAGGAUUGCAUACUUUGCUCGAAAAGGUGCAGAUUGUUUAGGGAAGUAUGUGGGUGAUGCUGAGCGACAACUGAGAUUGUUAUUUCAUGUUGCGGAGAAAUGUCAACCGUCCAUAAUUUUUUUUGAUGAGAUCGAUGGUUUAACACCUGUUCGCUCGAAGCAACAAGAUCAGACUCAUAGCUCUGUUGUAUCAACUCUUCUUGCUCUCCUUGAUGGCUUAAAAUCUCGAGGAUCAGUCAUAGUAAUUGGCGCAACUAAUCGUCCUGAUUCUAUAGAUCCUGCAUUGAGGCGGCCAGGGAGAUUUGACAGGGAAAUUUAUUUUCCUCUACCAUCAUUGAAAGAUCGUUCUGCUAUUCUUGCUCUUCAUACUCAGAAAUGGCCUAAAGCUGUUUCUGGCUCUCUAUUGUGGAGGAUUGCUAGAGAAACUGCUGGAUAUGCUGGUGCAGAUUUGCAGGCUCUUUGCACCCAGGCCGCAAUGAUUGCUUUGAAGAGAAACUGUCCCUUGCAGGAGAUUUUAGCUGCUGCAGAGAAGCAGCCUUCUAAUGGCAAUCGUUGUGCACUUCCAUCUUUUUUUGUGGAAGAAAAAGAUUGGUUGAAUGCCCUCGCAUGUGCCCCUCCUCCAUGUUCUCGUAGAGAAGCAGGCAUAGCUGCAAAUGACGUGCUCACUUCUCCUCUUCAGGCUGAUCUUGUUCCAUGCUUACUGAAGCCUUUUGUGCAGUUGCUUGUUUCUUUGUACAUUGAUGAGUUCAUUUUCUUGCCUCCUCUGUUGCAAAAGGCGGGAAAGAAGAUAAAGGAUAUGCUUCUUUCUACUAUGGUAGUCAAACAUGGUUCAUCUAAUUCAUGGUGGUCUAAUCUAUGUUCUCCGUUACAAGAGUCAGAUACUGCAUUAGAAGUGGAGAAGAGUCUUUCUUCAAUUGGGCUGAUAGGUGCCAAUAUCUUGUUUAGUGCCUCUGAAAAUUUUUCAUUAGCUGAUAAUGACUGUGAGAUAUCUGAUGUUUUUGAUAUGAAAGUUCAUCUAUCUGGUAUUCCUUCAAAUCGUGCACACCUUUUGGAGAAAAAUAGAACAGGAUUUCGGGUGUUGAUUGCUGGUAGUCCUAGCUCUGGUCAAAAGCAUCUGGCUUCUUGUGUUCUUCAUGGCUUUGAGGGCAAUGUUGAAAUCCACAAAGUCAAUCUGGCAACAAUAUCUCAAGAAGGGAGAGGAGAUUUAGUUCAGGGGAUAACAAACAUUCUGAUGAAAUGUCAAAGGAGUGGCUUAUGCAUACUUUACAUGCCUAGAAUUGAUUUAUGGGCCAUUGACAACCUCAAGUGUGAGCCAAUUUGUACAGAAUCAGGAGAAUUAGGAGUCAGUUUGGAAAACAAUGGUUUAAUCACAUCAGAGGCAUGGAAUUCACUGGUGGGGCACAUUGAUUCAAUGUGUUCUACCUCAUUGAUUAUUGUGGCUACUUGUGAGAUGCCAAGUCAUGUUCUCCCUCUCAGGGUAAAAACUUUCUUUAAGAAUGACAUGCUUACCCUUGCACCCAAGACAACCUCGGCAAGGAAAGAGCCAUUCUUUUUGGUUAAUCUUGAUGGGAGAUUUAACUGGGACAUGAUGUGUAAUAUCUCUGCUGAGAAACUAUCCAGAGAUUUGAUUUGUCUAUAUAUUCAGAUAAUCCAUAACAAAAAGCAUCCUGCUUCGGACCAUUUUGACACUGCAGUGGGUAGUUUUCCAACUCACAGAUGCCUACCGGGAAACCAUAGGGGUGGUGAUGAAACUUCAAUUGCAACCCAUCCAGAAGCAUUUGCUUCAAAAGGUAGCGAACAUGACCUUUCUAUGCAAUGUGGGAAUGGUGACAAUAGGUCAUUUCAGGCGGUGGCAUCUGCUGUGCAAUCAUCUGUGCAGCCGAAUCAAGGGUCUGAUUCAAGUAUUCCUUCUCACAAGACCAGUAUCAAGAUGAAAUCCUUGCAAUUGGCUAUAGCCACAUUUGGCUUUCAGAUCCUAAAAUAUCCACAUUUUGCAGAGCUCUGUUGGGUAACAUCAAAACUUAAAGAAGGUCCAUGUACAGAUACUUAUGGGCCAUGGAAGGGUUGGCCAUUUAAUUCUUGCGUAGCACGUCCUUGUGCAUCACAAAGAUCUGUUGCAUCAGAGGAUAGAUCUGCUAAGAACAGAAGUGUAGAAUCUAGUUCUGUUGUGAGAGGCUUGGUGGCUGUUGGCUUGUUGGCUUACAGGGGUGCAUAUAAAACUGUAUUGGAGGUUGCUUUGGAUGUCAGGAAGGUUCUUGAACUUUUAGUUGCACAGAUUAGAGCUAAGAUUCUUGAUGGGAAGGAUAGAUAUCGUUUUCUGCGUGUUUUGUCUCAAGUGGCCUAUCUGGAAGAUGUGGUCAACACCUGGGCGUAUUCUACACAAAGAUUGGAGCUUGAUGGUCAAAUCUUGGACGUGGAUUCUCAUCCUUCUUCCAAGGGAAGUACUUGCACUGAUGCUUAUGAGAAAAGUGGGAACUUUCCUAAUGAAACAGACAAAGCCGUUCCUGCCAACUGCGAAGGAAGUCAUCUGAACAUAAUUGAACAUGGAUAUGUAGAGGAUGUAAAGCAAUUUGGUCCUGUAAUGACCCCAGAAGAUGGUGUGGAUGCAGCUCUCCAUAAAGGAACUAAUGCUCCUGAUGGUUCCAUUUCUAGUGUUAGAGAGUUAGCUUUGGGCGAAGAAGAGAUGCCUGUGGAGAUGGAUGUUGAACAUCCUUGUAAUGCUGUUAUACACAUUCAGACUUCUGGCAGUGAUAAUGUUUUGCUAGUUACACAGAGCACUUCAGACAAGGUUUCUGCAGAUGAUCAUUUGAAACUUGAGGAAGCAAAUGUUGCUUCACGUGAGAUGAUUAAUGGCAAGCUUGUGUUCUCUGAACAAUCAAAUGCUGAUGUUGUAUUGACCACUAUUUGCAGUUCUGAUGAUGGUAUUGCUGGUUGUGCAGAUUUAUCAAAUGGUCAUGCUGAAACUAAAUCCAAAAGCUUCAGUCCUUCAUCUGCCAGUUCCAGCUAUUUGUGCCAAUAUGAAUGUUGUUCUAAGUGCUUGCAUCUGGUCUAUCAUCUUAUUCGUGAAGUUCUAAUGACUCGCUGGAAAUCUGCAGCUCACACUACUCUAGAGGAUGCUCAUCAUGUUGUAGCGUCAUGUUCUGCAAUUUUUUUGGCAGCGAUAAGGAAACUUUAUGCAAAAGAAACCAAUAAUGACAUGGAAAAUGCUUAUAGUACAGGCAUGACAGACCAAACCCUUAGUAGAUACUGCCUGUGUCCAGUUGGAAGUGCUACUGGUUCCAAGGAGACAUCAAACUGGCCCAUAAAAAUGGAAAUGGAACUUGUGCCAACUGAAUGUAAUUCUCACUUGGAAGACAGAAGUUCCGUAAAUGCUCCUUUCCAGUCAGAAUUUAAAGUUUUUAUUAGAGAUUACGCUGUUCUGCUUUCAGAUGCAGGACAUGAUGUUGACCUCCACUGCAAAUUUGAGCAUAUUUGUCUCUGUUCUCUGAUCAGGCACCUUUUAGAGAUUUCCUUGUGAUUGUUAGAACUAAAUUAUGUUGGUGUCAGCUGCUUGGGCACCCAUGGAUGUCAAGAUGAUGCUUGAUCACAUUGCACUUGCUCACCGCUUGAGGAAAUUGCAAGAGGCAGAUGCCUAGCUAAUGAGGUUAGUGUUGCAUAACUUGGCGGGGCUGAUUCUAUACUAAAUGACUGAUCAAAAGAGCAAGCUCAAUCUCCGAUUUCUGCAAAUGUAACACAGUAGCAGAUGCCGAUUUUGUAGAUCUUUUCGGCAUAUGCAGCUGAUAUUUGGUCACCUGAGCAUGGAGGAUGGAUUAACCUACUGAUCGCUGGGAAUUGAUAGUGGUAUGUUCCGAGGCUGAUUUCCUUCUAAUAGUAAUAAAAGGAAUUCCAUUUUGAAAAGAAAAGGAAAAAGUUAAUCUAGAAAAUUCGUUUUGAUUUUCACAAUUUUUGAUUUUUUUUUUCAUUUUAAAUGCGGUAUGUAAUGUAAAUAUACAGAAAAAAGGGUUGUCUGCUUGAAGAAGGGGAAAAAAAUCCAAGAGCUUUUGCAUUA